GAUCAGAUACUGACAGAGUCACAGAAACGCCGGCGCUGCACCAAACCCGUUCUUUUAGCAGAAACACACCAUGAACCUGAAAUGGAUCAUCACGCUCAUGGUUCUGAUCAUUACUGAGAACAAUGGGAUUUCAGGGAAAGAGGUGCGAGUAAAACUUUGUGGUCGUGAGUUUAUCAGGAUGGUUGUAACAUUGUGUGGAAGUUCACGAAUGAGACGCUUUGCACCUGAGUUGAUCCCCGUGUCCAUCAGUCCUCAGGAAACACAUUACAUCAGUGAUCUGUUUCCUGAUCUCAUGUCACUAAAGAGCAGCAGUGAGGACCAGACCAUCAAAGAUUUUUCAGAGAAACAUCUAAACUCUUCAUCAUCUUCAUCAUCAUCAUCAUCAUCUUCUUCUUCUUCAUCAUCAUUUCUCAAAAUCACACAGUUUUCAGAACAUUCCAGUUCAAGGCUUCAGCGUGAUGUUGGACCUGCGGGAGUGUGCUGCAGAUCCGGGUGUACCAAGACUGAACUGGUCCAAUAUUGCUGAACACACACUUAACAUACACACUUAACACACAUAACAUUGCUGCUGAAUACACGCACACACACACACACACACACACACACACACACACACACACACACAAAACAUACUACUGAACAAACUUUUCCAGCAGCAGUCACAAUUUUGUCAGAGAUUUUGUUUCUUUGUUUUCUGUUGAAUUUGAGAAUGUGUGUAAAGUGUGUGUUUGGUGUAAGUUUGUUUGGAAUAAGUGCGUUUCUGUGCAUGGUGCAAGUGUGAUGAUGUAAUCAAAAGUAAAACAUAUAAAAGAUAAUCUGCAUGUAGUUUAUAUAGAAACUGCUGUUUUAUUUAUUUUAUUAUAUUCAUUGUGCCAUUUUUAUUUUGUAUGUACAAUUUUAAUAAACAAUGCAGAAACCUGA
Molecule: messenger RNA, 921 nt
Organism: Silurus meridionalis
Lineage: Eukaryota; Metazoa; Chordata; Actinopteri; Siluriformes; Siluridae
Gene: insl3
Product: insulin-like 3 (Leydig cell)
Exons: 2
Coding region: 71-526 (151 amino acids)
Biological process (GO): adenylate cyclase-inhibiting G protein-coupled receptor signaling pathway
Cellular component (GO): extracellular region
Molecular function (GO): G protein-coupled receptor binding; hormone activity
Source: RefSeq, a predicted model, not a curated record